CAUUGCACGGCACCUUCAUCCUUUAUCCUUUAUCAGUUGGCACCUGGCAAGCACUGUCAACACUGGCAAUCAAUCAAGUGCGGGCACGCAUACCGGCAUUUCUUUUUCCUCUCUUUCUCCUCUCUCUCUCUCUCUCUCGUGUUUUUAUUUCCUUCUUUUCUUCUUAGAUUCCCCUCCCCCCAAACAUUCUCUUUAUCUCACCAAUCUUCCUAGUGUCAUCAUCCGCCUUCGCAAGGAGAACUCAGACAUCAUGACUGCCAACCAGCCGCAAAGCGAUGCCAUCAUUAUCGGCAUCGACUUCGGGACUACAUUCUUGGGUGUUGCUUGGGCAUACUUCCGACAGCCUGACGACAUCGAGAUCGUCACAAGCUGGGGUUCUCAGCUCAAUCACUGUUCAGAUGUCGAAAAGGCGCCCACACAGCUCUGCUACGAUGAGAACGGUCAGGAUGUCAAAUGGGGCUAUGGCAUUCCUGCCGAGGAUGAGCCACUGAAGUGGUUCAAGCUAUUGCUUCUCGAAGCCAAGGACAUCCCUGUUGAAGUUGCGGCUUCGACUCAACUGCAGGAAGCUCGUCGCCUCAAGAACAAAGUGAUGAAAGAUCCUAUUGAGAUUAUUGCGUCCUUCCUUCGCAACCUUUGGGACCACUCCACCGAGUCCAUCAAGCGUGCCAUCGGCGCCGAUUUGGUGAGACGAUGUAAACUGCAAGUCGUAAUCACGCUGCCAGCCAUCUGGCCAGCCUACGCCCAGCAGCGGAUGAAGCAAGCCGCUCAACAAUCAGGUAUUAUGGAUAGACGCUCUGCCGGCGCUACUACCCUUUAUUUCAUCUCAGAGCCUGAAGCUGCCGCCCUUGCGACCAUCAAGGAUCUCUCUAAGCGCUCGACAAUCAAUACUGGUGACACUAUCGUUGUUUGUGAUGCGGGUGGUGGCACAGUCGACCUCAUAAGCUACAUCUUCGAAUCAACUGAUCCGUUUGUCGUCAAAGAGUGUGUCAAAGGCGACGGCGGUCUUUGCGGCGGUGUCUUUCUUGACGAGGGUUUCAUCAAACUCAUCAAGAACAAAGCUCCUAAGGGUACAUGGAACUUCGUCGGUCAUGCUGAUGAGAAGAAGUUCCUGAACGAUCAAUGGGAACAUGGCAUCAAACCUCAGUUCGAGAAUCAGCCUCGAACAUGGCCCGUCGAUCUGCCGGAAAGUUGCAGUAGCGACUUGUCCACGGGCUUGAAGUGCCGCGCAACAGUUGAGCUCACCUCUGACGAGAUCUUGUCCGUGUUCUCCCCAAUCGCGGGUAAAAUCGAAACCCUUGUUGGCCAGCAAGUGGAUGCGAUUCAGGCCAAAGGUCACAGAGCCCCUAAGUACAUCAUUCUCGUCGGAGGUUUUGGCCGUAGUCGUUACCUCUUCAACUGUCUUCACGAACGGUUCGAAGCAACGAUCCUACAGUCUCGUGGGACUAAGCCGUGGACUGCGAUCUGCCGCGGCGCUGUUGUGCAAGGAUUGCUCCGACACGAUCCCUCUUUGAGCGUGGGUGUCAAUGUUGAGGCACGAGUCGCUCGAAUGAGCUACGGUGUUAAAUACCACACUACUUUCAUCGCGGGAAAGCACAAGAAGGUGGACAAGACUUGGAAUGAUGACGAACAAGAAUACAAGACCGGUAACCAGAUGGAGUGGUUUCUAAAGGAGGGUGAAGAUAUUUCGGAGAAGCGUCCAGUUCAUCACGAGUACUACCGCCUUUGCUCAGACAGCACAGUCCAGACCUCUGAGACAAUCUACUGCACGACGACUUUCCCUCCGCCUGCAAGGGCACCUAAAGGCUCAGCCAACGUUCGAGAACUUUGCACUGUCACUUGGAACAAAAUCAUCAACACCAACAAGCUUCCCAAGUGGACCAAUCGAAAGCGACAAACCUUCUCGCAGCUUGACUAUCGCAUCCAGAUGGAUUGUGAGGAUGGAACUGUGAACUUCAAAAUCAUUCACAAAGGAGCGAGAGUCGGUGAACAAAACUUCGAAGUCUAACUUGACCAGACCACUGUUGUCGUGUUGAUUGUGUCGACCACCUUUACAUCAUGUUGUGUACAUGAAGUUUUGUUGGGAACCUGACUGUUCAGAUAUCAUGUGCGUGUAGAAUGAGUACACCAGCUUGCUCAAUGGGCAAAAGCAACAUCGAUGGGAAUUAGCAUGGCUCUGUGCUUUGAGGAAUUAACUUGAGAGAGAAUUUGCCCAAACAUGGCAGAGAUGUUAAGUACUUGUCUGAAAUAUGGAAAUGAUAUUACAACUUUUGCGUGUCCAUUACAUG
Messenger RNA from Fusarium redolens, 2285 nucleotides. RefSeq lists its product as uncharacterized. Gene Ontology annotation, molecular function: ATP-dependent protein folding chaperone; ATP binding. The transcript has 9 exons. NCBI's taxonomy places the organism in Eukaryota, Fungi, Ascomycota, Sordariomycetes, Hypocreales, Nectriaceae. The coding region runs from base 251 to 2005 and encodes 584 amino acids. The record is from RefSeq and is a predicted model, not a curated record.